AUGGGUUCUAUGCCUGAGGUUAAGCAAGCUCCCCAAAUCGACCUCGCAGGUCUCGUCCCUGCCCCGGUUACUCCAUUCAACAAGGAUGGUUCGGUCGACUACGCAGCGAUUCAGCGUCUUGGCUCCUGGCUUGGCAGCAUCGAUGGAGUGAAGGGCCUGGUUGUACUGGGACACGCUGGUGAGGGCACCUUCCUGACUCAGGAAGAGCAAGUGGGUGUUAUCAAAGCCUUCGUCAAGUCUGUGGACAACAAAAUACCCAUCAUUGCCGGCAUCACCACUGAAGGGACUGAAGUGGCUGCCCUCGAGGCCCAACGCGCAAAGGCUGCUGGUGCGCAGGCGGGUCUGCUAUACCCAAGCCAUGGUUGGCUACGCUUUGGAUAUCAGCCGGGAGCUCCACAAGACAGAUACAAGACUGUGUACGAGAAGUCUGGACUUCCCCUCAUCUUAUUCCAAUAUCCCGACAACACUAAGGCUACCUAUAACCUGGACACACUACUCGAGAUUGCCGCUCAACCCGGUGUCAUCGCUAUGAAGAACGGUGUCCGCAACAUGCGCCGUUGGGACGUUGAGAUCCCUAUCAUCAAGAAGCAAAACCCCGACCUUACCAUCCUCACAUGCCACGACGAAUACUUGUUACAUACAUGCUUCGAUGUCGACGGUAUGCUUGUUGGAUACGGCAACAUUGCUCCGGAGCCGCUACUCGAGAUGAUCGAAGCUGGCAAGGCAAGAGACUACCCUCGCGCGAGGGCUGUCCAUGAUAGACUCCUCCCAGUAACCAGGAACGUCUACCAUCGAGGCUCGCACAUGGAGGGAACUGUCGCACUGAAACACGGUCUGGUAGCAAGAGGUAUUCUGGAGCAUGCGACAGUGCGGAGUGGACUCUUGCCAUUACAAGAUGGCGCAGAGCAAGAGAUCCAUGCUGCAUUCAAGUCGGCCUCACUAGGCAAGGUAACAGCGCCGAAAUCGGGUUAA
This is a messenger RNA of Alternaria atra, 972 nucleotides long. RefSeq lists its product as uncharacterized. Gene Ontology annotation, molecular function: 4-hydroxy-tetrahydrodipicolinate synthase activity. The record is from RefSeq and is a predicted model, not a curated record. The coding region runs from base 1 to 972 and encodes 323 amino acids. Lineage: Eukaryota; Fungi; Ascomycota; Dothideomycetes; Pleosporales; Pleosporaceae. The transcript has a single exon.